UUGACGGACCAAACGUCAAACGUCCUUUGAUCUUCAUGAACACAUGUUUACGCCAUUUUGAAAUACGAUUUCGUCAUCGUCGAGAGAUCGAUCCAAUCAGAGUUUACUCUUUUAAGUAAAGUAUUAUUUUAUCACGAGGAUCAUAAUCAGGAUAUAAACACAAUUGGAUUGUUGGAGAUUAUUAAAAUAUUCUUGAUAAAAUGUGUGUAAAGGAACAACAGAUUGAAAGUGAAAUUUACAAUGCGAGCAAUGGUAUAAGAACUGUAGUGGAUCGAAUUAUUAGGGAUUAAGUCACAAUACAGAGUCAUCGAUCUCUUUCUUUAUUGAAAAUAUUCUACUUAUUUAUAACUGUAAAGUGAACGCUCGAAUAAAAUAUAUAGUUGCAUAAAAUAUCAAGAAAAUGGCGACAGAUGUCGAGGAAUCAGAUACCGAUGAUCAUGAAAGACCAGCUCCUCCAAAACGACAACGUACACGAUGCAUUAAAGUCGAUGAAAAUUAUUGGGAAACGGAUAAAACAUCAUGCAACAGCAAACAUACAAUACAAGAGACAGAAAAUGUUGAGCAUGAAGAAGUUGAAAGACGAGAGAAAUUAAGGCGAUGGCAAGCCUGCCAAGUGGCAAAAGGAUUUGUAGACAAUACUAUUAAUAAAAUGCUGGAAAAUUUUAUCAUGCCAUCUGAAUCCUAUUCUGUGGAAGAUCCAGAAUUUCGUGUAUUUAGGGGAAAUGAUAUGGAAAAUACAGCUGUAAUGAUGGCAAUUCGUAAUCACGGUUUGGUUCAAUCAACAGAACUCGUUUCUCAAUCUGAUACUUUCUAUAAUAAUGGGGUACCUGGCUAUUGGACUAAUAAUGAUUAUACAAAUGUAUCGUGUUGUCCAUCCAGUCAUAUGGAAGAUACAGGAGAUUUUUCUAAUUCCAUAGCUGCAUCAUCAGCAAAUUCUUUGAAAUUACAUGAUCCUGUAGAGAUACCACGUUAUAAUGAGUCAACUUGGGAUGUUGGUAAAAUAGGUGAUAAUGAUCAACAAGAAGAUUUCUUAGAGCGAGCUGUAGCAGAAGCUAUCAAGAAAAAGGGCUUAAGUGCUCUGAGUGUAGAUUACGGAUGAAAUGUUUCUUUUCAUUAAUUGCCAUACAAAUGUAUUGAUACAAACAUGGUAUUAUUAUAUAUAAGACUAUUAUAUACACGCAUGGUAUAUAAUAGUGAUAACUUUGUUCUUA
Messenger RNA from Vespa mandarinia (Asian giant hornet), 1211 nucleotides. RefSeq lists its product as uncharacterized. Lineage: Eukaryota; Metazoa; Arthropoda; Insecta; Hymenoptera; Vespidae. The record is from RefSeq and is a predicted model, not a curated record.